This is a messenger RNA of Physella acuta, 561 nucleotides long. RefSeq names its product putative transmembrane protein DDB_G0289901. The record is from RefSeq and is a predicted model, not a curated record. NCBI's taxonomy places the organism in Eukaryota, Metazoa, Mollusca, Gastropoda, Physidae.
AUGUUCCGUUCUAAUGGUCACUCAACCUAUUCUGGUGGUCACUCAACCUAUUCUGAUGGUCACUCAACCUAUUCUGAUGGUCACUCAACCUAUUCUGGUGGUCACUCAACCUAUUCUGGUGGUCACUCAACCUAUUCUGGUGGUCACUCAACCUAUUCUGAUGGUCACUCAACCUAUUCUGGUGGUCACUCAACCUAUUCUGGUGGUCACUCAACCUAUUCUGAUGGUCACUCAACCUAUUCUGGUGGUCACUCAACCUAUUCUGGUGAUCACUCAACCUAUUCUAAUGGUCACUCAACCUAUUCUGGUGGUCACUCAACCUAUUCUAAUGGUCACUCAACCUAUUCUGGUGGUCACUCAACCUAUUCUGGUGGUCACUCAACCUAUUAUGGUGGUCACUCAACCUAUUCUAAUGGUCACUCAACCUAUUCUGGUGGUCACUCAACCUAUUCUAUUGGUCACUCAACCUAUUUGAAGGUAUACCACAGUGGCCCAACUUUACAGAGACAAGAGGACAUGCCUAGGUGGCCCAACUUUACAGAGACAAGAGGACAUGCCUAG